AUGGCACCUAGAGACUUGGCAAUAGGAAUGGCUUUUCUGAGUCAGACAGCCACCGGAAUCCUAGGUAAUGCUGUUCUUCUGUUCCAUUAUUUCUUUCUCUGCCUCACUGGAUACAGGUUAAAGACCACAGAUGUAAUAGCUGAGCACUUGACUCUAGCAAACACAGUGAUCAUGUUGUCUAAGGGAAUCUCACAGACACUGAAAGCAUUUGGGAUAAAGUAUUUCUCUCACAUUAUUAGAUGCACAAUUCUUUUGUAUAUCUACAGAGUGGCCAGAGGUGUGUCAGUUAGUACAACCUGCCUCCUAAGUGUCUUCCAGGCCAUGAAGAUCAGCCCCAUGACCUCCAGUUGGAAGGUCCUUAAAGAUAAAGUUCCCAAAAACAUGGGUUUCACUAUUUUCCUCAUUUGGAUUCACUGUACGUUGGUAAAUUUCAUUUUUCCAUUUUAUGCCAUCAGUAGAUCCAACAGCAAAAAUAUUACAAAGAUAAAACAUUUUGGACAGUACUGUUCUAAUUUUAGAGACAAAAUCACAGAGGCAUUGUAUGCAACAUUGCUGUUAUUCCCUGAACUUCUGUGUUCUGUGCUCAUGAUCUGGUCCAGUUGCUCCAUGAUUUUCAUUCUUCACAGACACAAGCAACAGGUCCAAUAUAUCAGUAGGACAAAUGUUUCCCAGAAAUCAUCCCCUGAGACCAGGGCCACCCAAAGUGUCCUUGUCCUUGUGUGCACCUUUGUGUCUUUUUACACCCUCUCCUCCUGCUUUUAUACUUAUGUUGUGAAUUUCUAUAUUCCAAACUGGUGGCUCAUGGACACUUCUGACCUCAUUUCCACCUGCUUCCCCACCAUCAGCCCUUUCAUUUUAAUGAGGUGCAAUUCCACUGCUUCCAGACUCUGGUUCACAUUCUUACAUUUUUUUCAGAAUCAUAUAGAAUGUACUGCCAAGCUAAGUGGUGUACACAGAUUAUUCUUUAAAAAGACAGAUAGAAAAAAUGAAGUAGUCGUUCCAUGCAAUCAGUAG
Messenger RNA from Octodon degus (degu), 1014 nucleotides. RefSeq names its product vomeronasal type-1 receptor 4-like. Gene Ontology annotation, cellular component: membrane. The transcript has a single exon. NCBI's taxonomy places the organism in Eukaryota, Metazoa, Chordata, Mammalia, Rodentia, Octodontidae. The coding region runs from base 1 to 1014 and encodes 337 amino acids. Gene Ontology annotation, molecular function: pheromone receptor activity. Gene Ontology annotation, biological process: G protein-coupled receptor signaling pathway. The record is from RefSeq and is a predicted model, not a curated record.